AUGGGGAUACUAUCUCUAUCAAACGAAGACUGCCGAUCCACCGCAAGUCUCGGGGACUAUCUUUCAUUCACAAGCAAGACAUCUAUUGUGGCCGAGUACGAGUUCAUCCACCUGAGUCCUUUCCCUCAAGAAGUGAAGAAGUUAAUUAAAAAUCUUGGCUGGGAAAAGUUCUUUGAUCGCUGGAGUCGAGGAAGCACCAGUUACUGCCCGCAUGUGGUGAUGAAGUUCUACCACAAUUUAGAGCUGUCUGGUCCCUGCGAUUCUCAUCUCGUGUCGAUCUUCCUGGGUCAUAGAGUCUGCUUCCAGCCUCAUCAGUUUGCUGAGAUCCUCGAUCUCCCCGCCGCAGGACACCCCAUUGAUAGCAGAAGCGAUCUUGGGCGGCUGUACGAUUUUGAGUUUGAAGUUGAACUGGCGAAACUGACGAAGGGGCGCAUCCAGGCUUCUUUCCUCCCAGAUCCUCUUUGA
Linum trigynum is the source of this 465-nucleotide messenger RNA. NCBI's taxonomy places the organism in Eukaryota, Viridiplantae, Streptophyta, Magnoliopsida, Malpighiales, Linaceae. The record is from the annotation of a GenBank genome assembly.